Molecule: messenger RNA, 716 nt
Organism: Eutrema salsugineum
Lineage: Eukaryota; Viridiplantae; Streptophyta; Magnoliopsida; Brassicales; Brassicaceae
Product: photosystem I reaction center subunit psaK, chloroplastic
Exons: 3
Coding region: 168-563 (131 amino acids)
Biological process (GO): photosynthesis
Cellular component (GO): membrane; photosystem I
Source: RefSeq, a predicted model, not a curated record
GACCAAAACAGAAUCCAUUUCUGUGAUCGCCAAAGCCACACGAUGAUUCUUGGCUAAAGCAUUUUAAAAACAAUACGAAGGAAAACUGCGAAAAUUAAAGAGUCAAUAUCGCACAAGAAUAUAAGAGGUUUUUCGAUUUAACUCUAAAAUUUAAGAGUCGAGGAAACAUGGCCAGCACUGUGAUGACUACACUGCCUCAGUUCAAUGGACUUCGAGCCUGCAAGAUCUCUGCAGCUCCCGUUCAAGGCCUGGCAACUGUUCAGCCCAUGAGGCGCAAGGGAAAUGGAGCUUUGGGUGCAAAGUGUGGUGACUUCAUUGGGUCAUCAACAAAUCUGAUAAUGGUAACGUCGACGACCCUGAUGCUGUUCGCGGGGAGAUUCGGACUUGCACCAUCAGCCAAUAGGAAAGCGACAGCUGGACUUAAGCUGGAGUCACGUGAAUCGGGUCUACAAACGGGUGACCCGGCCGGGUUCACCCUCGCCGAUACGUUGGCUUGUGGUAGCUUUGGUCAUAUCAUCGGCGUCGGAGUUGUCCUUGGCCUCAAAAACAUUGGUGCUAUUUAAACUUUAUUAAAAUGUCUCUUGAGUAUGUAUUUGUAAAAUUUGUAGAUUCUUAAAACAAUUUCUCAAGAACCGGAGGGGUGAUCUAAUGGAUUUUACAAGUCUUUAUGUUUAUAAUGUUUGUUUUUUGCAUGAUAUUUAAGCUUUUUUUCCUUC